GAGAAAGGAAGAAGAAGAAGAAGAAGAAGAAGAAGAAUGAGUAGGGCAAGGGAGGAGGAAGAAGAGAGGAGCAAGGGGAGCACCUACCCAUCUAAGGUCCUUUGCUCUUCAAAAAUUUUAAUUCUUUUGAAUGGUGGUCCUGUGGGUUAUUUCAAUAUUGAGAGAGGCUUAAGGCAAGAGGAUCCCAUGUCUCCUAUUCUCUCUAUUCUUAUGGAGGAGGUAUUGUGUAGAGGGAUGCAAGCUCUCAUCCAAGAUGGGAAAAUCAAGCCCUUUCAGGGGCCUAGAGAUGUUGAUUCAGGUAACCAUCUAGAGUAUAUGGCUGAAGAGUCGACUCUCUACGGAGGUGACGUCUAGGAUGAGGAGCUAGCUAUGCACGAGGAUGGUUGUGUGUGCGAUGACUGUGCUUAUGGAGCACAUUGUGGAUGAGAGUGGCGUCUUCUAUUUUAAUUCUUUUGAGUAUCUAUAUACUUGAUGUAGCGCUAGGGGCAUUACUAUAAUUAUGAUCCACUACAGAGGACUUUCAUUUUUGUAAAUAUGGAAAAUAUAAUUAGAAUUCACCAGUUGUGUUAUAUUCUGAUUAUUAUUAAUAUUAUUAUUAUUGUGAUCUAA
Molecule: messenger RNA, 609 nt
Organism: Macadamia integrifolia
Lineage: Eukaryota; Viridiplantae; Streptophyta; Magnoliopsida; Proteales; Proteaceae
Exons: 3
Coding region: 37-354 (105 amino acids)
Source: RefSeq, a predicted model, not a curated record